UCUCCGUUAAUAACUUACUGUAAUUUUCUCUCUCUUUAGAUUAUCUGGGUGUAUGAUCACAGAAAAAGGCUGUUCUUCUCUGGCUUCAGCUCUUAAUUCAAACCCCUCCCACCUGAAAGAGCUGGAUCUGACCUACAACCACCCAGGAGAGUCAGGAGAGAAGCUGCUUUCUGCCAGACUGGAGGAUCCACACUACUCACUGGAGACACUCAGAAUGGAACAUGGAGGCGAAAUAAGAAUCAAACCUGGAUUAAAGAAAUACGGCUGUGAUUUCACACUGGAUCCAAACACAGUGCACCCUCUUCUCUCUCUGAGUGAGGAGAACAGGAGGGUGGAGAACAGGAGGGUGGAGUGUGGAGAGAAGCUGCAGUCGUAUCCUGAUCAUCCAGAGAGGUUUACUGGGUGGUGUCUGCAGGUUCUGAGUAGAGAGGGAGUUACUGGACGCUGUUACUGGGAGGCUGAGUGGAACGGAGAGAGAGGAGCUGCUGUAGCUCUGAGUUAUAAAACCAUCAGCAGGAAAGCAGGAUCAGACUGUGGGUUUGGAGGGAGUAUAAACUCCUGGUGUCUGAACUGCUCUGAUAACAGAUACACUGUUUAUCACAAUAAUAACAGCACUGAACUCCCCCCUCCUCCCUCCGGCUGUAGGAGAGUAGGAGUGUAUGUGGACUGUCCCGCCGGCACUCUGUCCUUCUACAGAGUCUCCACUGAUACACACUCACACACUCUCACACACUUACACACACACUCACACACACCCUCACACACUCUCACACACUUACACACACCCUCACACACACCCUCACACACUCUCACACACUUACACACACCCUCAAACACACCCUCACACACUCUCACACACUUACACACAUUCUACACCACCUUCACUCAGCCCCUCUAUGCAGGGAUUAGGGUUGAUUUUGGCUCCUCAGUGACUCUGUGUAGAAUAGAAUAACCCUGUGUGUGUGUGUUUAUCUGUGUGUGUGUGUGUGUGUGCGCAGUGAAUGUGUCUGUGUAUAGUGUGUGUGUAUAUAGUGAGUGUGUGUGUGUGUGUGUGUGUAUAGUGAGUGUGUGUGUGUGUGUUUUUGUAUAGUGAGUGUGUGUGUGUGUGGAUAGUGAGUGUGUGUGUGUGUAUAGUGAGUGUGUGUGUGUGUGUGUGUAUAGUGAGUGUGUGUGUGUGUGUGUGUAUAGUGAGUGUGUGUGUGUGUGUGUGUAUAGUGAGUGUGUGUGUGUGUGUGUGUGUGUGUGUGUGUAGUGAGUGUGUGUGUGUGUGUAGUGAGUGUGUGUGUGUGUGUAUAGUGUGUGUGUGUGUGUGUGUGUGUGUGUAGUGAGUGUGUGUGUGUGUGUAUAGUGAGUGUGUGUGUGUGUGUGUGUCUGUGUGUGUGUGUGUGUGUGUGUGAUGGCACCAUUGCUGUGGGUUAAAUUUUAAACGUCACUUUUUGUUUUUUGUUUUUUUCUCUUUUGCUCUUCUUAAUUUUUUAACCCCUUUGUUUCAUCUAUUCUUUAUCUGUAUAUGAUAAACUGUAUUUUACAUUCUUUCAAUAAUAAAUAUAUAUAAUCACAAAAAAGUCCUUAUUCCUUUAUCAUUCAGCACACUGUUAGUGAUUAUUGUACUAUAUAUAUCACGAUUCUCUAAAUCCUCGAUUCCAUUUUAUUUCUGAUUUUAGGAUCACGAUUCGAUUUAAUUCUCCAUUUUCUUUGUUCUUUUUUUUUACAGCAGAGAGGUCUAUGCCAGUUUUAGAUUAGUCUAUGGUCAGUCAUUGGUUUGAUUCAUCAAAUUUACAAUAUCUUAUUUCAAAAGGUGGGCUUGAUAUAAGUGAUGCAAAGUGAUACAAGUGAUCUGUAAUACACCACAUUAGGGACUAAUGGUCAAAUUUAAAUAAUUUAAUUAAGAUAUAUAUGUAAUACCAUCUAGUUGCUUUUUUUGGAAGCAGCAGUGUGCACUAUUAAAACAGCAAUGUGCAACAUAACAAAAUAAAUAAUACAAAAAUACAGGAACAGUCAUGUACAAAAUAAUAGAACAAUUAGAGCCUUAACAAACUGAACUCUAUCCUACUAUAACAGUUAAACAUGAAAAAUAAGACUUUAAGACUUUUUCUUUAAUAAAGAUAUAUUAUUAACUUUAUCUGAGAGAAAGAUGCUCCUUAAGGUACCAAAACUAUUAACAUAUUUGAGGCUAGACAAAACAACUGUUAUUUUUAUAUGUUUUAAGUUUUUCUUUAAGAAGAUGAGAAUGUUCACAUUCUCUGGAGAAAGGGCUGCUCUUUCAGCAGUCACAAUGUCCGCGGCGUCGGCUACAGUGUGCUGCGCCAUUAGCGUAGCUUAGAGGGAGGGAUCGUCCAUCCUCUUUUUCACUUCGAGGCUCGAGACCAUGACAUCAUUUCCAUCGUGACACCCCUAGUAUAUAUAUAUAUAUAUAUAUAUUGUAAUAUGUACUAUAUAUAUAUAUCGUUUAUGGUAUGUUGAUUUUCUCUGGCUGCUGUUUACUGGUGUUGAAUCUGCUCGUUUAGAGAACCCACUGUACCCCUACGUAUUUAAUAAAGU
Molecule: messenger RNA, 2541 nt
Organism: Astyanax mexicanus (Mexican tetra)
Lineage: Eukaryota; Metazoa; Chordata; Actinopteri; Characiformes; Acestrorhamphidae
Product: stonustoxin subunit beta-like
Exons: 3
Coding region: 53-952 (299 amino acids)
Molecular function (GO): protein binding
Source: RefSeq, a predicted model, not a curated record